AUGUCUGAUUUUCCGGCAGAGGAGACGGCAUUUCGGCUGCAUGCAGACGACUUGUACGCCAGUGAUGUCCAAGUCCCCGCAGGGCUGGUUUCCUCCCCGUUUGGUUCUCCGAGAGAUGGCAGCUCUCAAAUGCGUCGCCGGCGAGAAGGGGAACGCUUGAGCCUCUCGUCGGACGAGUUUUCCCCCCUCGAAGAACCGUACAACAGAGACCGCACCUACGACUCUGAGCGGCGUCCACCUGCUGCCCCGUUCUCAGCCUUAGUUGUUGUCGCUACCCCGGCCCACGCUGGAGAAAGGGCGACGGCGACUGAGAGCAGACCCGCGCCGGCGACUCCGCCCGCCACGGAAGACUCGCCGAGCUUUUUCCCGUCUCCCCUGAUGUCUACGCGGCGCGACUCGUCCAACUCUCCACCGUGUUGUACGGGGGCGGCCCCGGGAACGGCGGUUCUCGCCAGCGCACUUGACCAUCGAGGACGUUCCGUAGAGGCCUUUGGACUCCUGCACCCGCCAAGGUUCGUUGUCAUUCAAGGCCGGCCAGUGGACUCGGAAAUCGAAUCGGUUGCAGUGGACCCUGCGACGCAGAAACAGACAGAGCUUCGCUCUCCACAGUGCCCCACUCUGCCGGCUUCUGUGGGCGUCUCGCCGUGUCUUUACGGUCACCCAUGCGACACAGAUAUCCCGGAAUUCGCCCGCUUAGGUUUGCGUGGGAAACAGUUCUCAAAGGCGAUGGGGGGCUCUGAGUCAGGGGAGACAGCCUAUGCCGAUGCGGAGCCGGGGACGGCAUCCUCAGGCUUCUACAGCGAACGACCUGGCGGUGUUUGGACAAGCGACGCAGGCCAGACUCGAACGCUUGGCCGUAGCGGGCGCCCAAACGGAGAGAACGGGCUUGAGCCUUCAAACGACCAAGUGUCGGCGACUCGAGCUGCAGCCGCCACGGCUGCGCGCGUCGCCUUCCGCGUGGCGGCUCGCGUGGCCACAGUUGCAGAGACGCUUCACGGACACUGGCGAAGACUGCGGUCGGGGCCGGGCGGGUUCACUGAGGUUCAACCCGGAUACGACGAAGAACAGGAAGAAUUCAACGCAGAAGCGGAGGCUGCGCAUGCGUCGCCUCGCGCCCGACAGAAGGAGGGCCACAUGACGGAUUCAGAGACAGGCGAGAGAGGCGGGCAAUGGAAAGGGCGGUUCCUCUGGACAAAGGGAGGCGGAGCGAGGACUGGACUCGAGGGGGAAGAACACAAGACGACUCCAAACUUGAACAAGUAUGAAAAGUGGAAAUGCAUCGGAGUCGAGCAGACGAGCGCAGGUGUACAUCCCCGUGAAAAUCAGCGACUCUGUUCGCUGGUCUUCGCCCUCAUCUUUCUCCUGGAAGUCUUCGUGAAUUUCGACUGCGGGGCGGUCCCUGCGUCCUUGUCGCAGAUCGCUGUCGACUUCCGUUUGUCCACGACGUGGCAGGGUUUGGUGGGCGCACUGCCGUAUGUUGGCCUGACUCUGGCGUCUCCGUUUGUGGGGCGCCUGCUCGCGGUUUACCACCCAAAGCCGGUGAUCAUCUCCACGAUGGCUCUCAACGUCGUCGCCAUGUUGCUUUUGAUCGUCACCUACGCGUUUCCGUCCUCGCACCACGCCACCGCAGUCAUGGAAAGCCGGGGACCUGCGCCAGAGGACGUUUCGUCCACAUCGACAGCGCACCUGUCUCCGGCGUCGUCCAGCGGCGAGAGGAACCGAAGUAGCUAUCUGUUUUCGUUCCCGUCGCUUCCGGCGUUUGGCGUGGACGACCUCACGCCAUCGGCGUGGCUUCUGCUCACCAGUCGAUUCUUCGUAGGCAUCACUCAAGCGGCCUUUGUCAUCUACGCUCCCGUAUGGGUAGACGAGUUCGCCCCGCCUCAGUACGCAGCUCUGUGGAUGGGCAUCGUUCAAGGCGCAGCCGUCGUUGGAGUCACCGUGGGCUACUUGGUCACAGCGUUCCUGUGCAUUUACUUGCUCCUGGACUGGCGCUGGUCGUUCCUUCUCCAGGCAGUGAUUUGCGCGGCUCUUCUGGCGGCCCUCGCGGAGCUGCCGUCGGAGGCGAUUGACGCGAGCGCGAAGCUCGACGGCGCGGAACUCGACGAGGAAGAUGAUGCGUUUGACGCGCCGACGGCUGGCAACGAAGCUGGCCGUCGCGGCACGCAUCCACUGAAGAGGAUCCCGGAGCAGUCUCUUGGUCCCAGCGAAGCCUCGAGGUCUGCGAGGACACUCGCCCUGAGGCACGCAGUUGGCGCCGCCACGGGAGAGCGUCCUCGGGGUCACUUGACGACUGAGGAAGCUCGCGCUGAGGAGGCGGACGAACUGGGGCGACUCGCGGUUGCAGAGACCGACUGGAUGAACGACAGUGAAGAGGAAACCACUUUGCAUGGAGACGCGGGUGACUUGGAAGCUUCUCACAGACGAGAAGGCGCACUGCCUUCGAUGAAUCUGCAUCAUUUGUCGGCGCACGAGGGGACGGCGGGGGGCUACGCGCAGGAGUGGAACGGCGAGAGGGUGCGCGACGCAGGCAGACGGGGGCGGGCCGCAAACAGCCGGAGCGGCCGAGGCGGCGGAGUGUACAGACAGCUCGACCAGCAGAAUAGGUCCACCACGUAUGUGUCGCCUGCGGGUAGGUUCUCAGCAGACACCGCUGUCAAGGUGAGGCCGCCGAGACGGGAGAUGAGAGUUUUGAUGGUGGCUGAACAGGAAUGUUAUGGAGACGACGAGAGACAAACCCCGGGCGAACAGCGGUCUGACGACGGGAACCCUUGGGUGCAGCGAACAGGAAAACGGCGGGACAAAAAGACACUCUCGACCUACGCCAUGAUGCAGCAGCUUGCAAAGAACCCGCUGUACAUCUUACCGGUCUUCACCCUCUCGGCUCUUCUCUUCGUGGUCACUGGCGUCCAGUUCUGGGGGACUGUGCACCUCACGUCGAGCUUGCAACUGACGCCGUCCGUCGCAAUGCUCGCUUUCGCCGCCGUCGCCGCCAGCGCACCGACAGCAGGCGUCAUUGGCGGAGGAGUCAUGGUGGACCGACUGGGGGGCUACAAGACUCUAGAUGCGAAGGUGAAAACGUUACACGCCUGCCUGGCAGCAGCUGCAGCGGCAGUGUUUUUCGGCUUUGUUGGCGCAAUGACGACGGAUCCUUUGAUCUUUGUUCUCGCCCUCUGGUUUCUGCUCUGCUUCGGGGGCGCGUUGCUCCCGCCGCUAACUGGCCUGCAAAUCGCCGCUGUCGAGACACCGCUCCGCACCUUCGCUAGCGGCUUGUCCAUGUUCACGUACAACAUAUGCGGCUAUGCUCUUGGCACGUUUCUUCCAGGCGCUGUGAUGGAUUUCGUGAAAGGAGAUGUCGUCGGCAUGAGAAUCAAGACGCCGCCUCUUCUCGCGCUCCUGCUGCUCUCGUACUCAGCCAACGAGGGCGGGCGUGAGGUUUACUUUUUCUUGAAGAAGCUCGACUAG
This is a messenger RNA of Neospora caninum, 3462 nucleotides long. RefSeq lists its product as hypothetical. Gene Ontology annotation, biological process: transmembrane transport. Bases 1 to 3462 code for a protein of 1153 amino acids. Gene Ontology annotation, cellular component: membrane. The record is from RefSeq and is a predicted model, not a curated record. Gene Ontology annotation, molecular function: transmembrane transporter activity. The transcript is spliced from 8 exons. Lineage: Eukaryota; Apicomplexa; Conoidasida; Eucoccidiorida; Sarcocystidae.